AAAUGAAUUGCGCAUGCGGCCGGCCAGUGAGGCGGGACCAAUGAGCGGGUCAGACGUGCGCACGCCCAUUGAAUCUCCUCUCGCGCCUGUCAGUUUCGAUCUUGAUUGAAGACCAGCUAUGGAAAAAUGGAUCUUAAUUACAAUUACUGUGUUACUUGGACUUAUUGUCCGAUGGACUGUGUCACUUGGUCCUUAUUCAGGUGCAGGAAAACCACCUAUGUAUGGAGACUAUGAAGCUCAAAGACACUGGCAAGAAAUUACUUAUAAUCUGCCAGUCAAACACUGGUACUUUAACACCAGUGACAAUAAUUUACAGUAUUGGGGCCUUGACUACCCACCUCUUACUGCUUAUCACAGUCUUCUGUGCGCUUAUGUGGCAAAGUUAAUAAAUCCCAGUUGGAUUACUCUACACACAUCUCGUGGGUAUGAGAGUCAGUCACACAAGUUAUUUAUGCGUGCAUCAGUUCUUGUUGCUGAUAUGCUAGUUUAUAUUCCUGCAGUAAUCUUAUACUGCUUUUAUUUAAAAGAGACAUCACUAAAAAAGAAGAUUUCUAGUGCUCUCUGCACAUUGCUUUAUCCAGGUCUCAUUCUGAUUGACUAUGGACAUUUUCAAUAUAAUUCCGUGAGUCUUGGUCUCGCUUUGUGGGGAGUGCUGUUUCUCUCUUAUGACUUUGACCUUUUGGGCUCUGUAGCAUUUUGUUUUGCUCUAAACUACAAACAAAUGGAGCUCUACCACGCUUUGCCCUUCUUCUGCUACCUGCUGGGAAAGUGCUUCAAGAAAGGCCUGAUGGGCAAGGGGUUAUGGCUGUUGAUGAAACUGUCUUUUAUUGUCAUUCUUUCUUUUGCAAUCUGCUGGCUCCCAUUUUGUAUGGACAUUGAACAAGUUUUGCAAGUGCUCCGAAGGCUCUUUCCAAUAGAUCGAGGUUUGUUUGAGGAUAAAGUAGCCAAUAUUUGGUGCACUGCAAGCAUUCUUUUCAAAAUAAAGACAAUUCUGCCAACAGAAACACAACUUAAAUUAAGUUUUGCUUUAACAUUCCUGACUGUACUUCCCAGUUGCAUAAAAUUGACGCUGCAACCUUCGCUCAGAGGAUUUAAAUAUGGCUUGGUUUGCUGUUCAUUGUCUUUCUUUCUCUUCUCAUUCCAAGUGCAUGAAAAAUCUAUUCUUCUUGUUUCGGUACCAGUCUGCUUAGUUAUACAUGACAUUCCUUUUAUCUCUACAUGGUUUCUUUUAGUUUCAACUUUCAGCAUGCUUCCCCUUCUAUUAAAGGAUGGCCUUUUUUUGUCUUACACUGUCACAAUUUUGGCUUUCCUCCUGGUGUGUACAACUUCUUUUUCAAUAUUUGAAAAAACAUCCGAAGAAGAUCUGCAGCUAAAAAAGCUUUCCAGUUAUCUAAGGAAAUACAUUACUUGGUUUAAGACAUUUUCAAAAGUUAUGAAGAGUUUAUUCUUCAUCUCAGUAACUCUGAUGAGCAUCCUAACUCUAAUGAGCGCUACGGUGGAACCGCCAAAGCAUCUGCCAGAUUUAUUUCCAGUAGCUGUCUCUGUUGUAUCCUGCUUACACUUUCUCUUUUUCUUACUGUAUUUUAACAUCAUUGCAAUGUGGGAAUCAAAAGAUGGUCGAAACCAGAAAAAAAAUAAUUAAUUUUAAAUGCCAACUUAGAAAAUUAAUGGCUCUUACUUGGGACAUACCAUUAAUAUUUCCAUAGACCUUUGUCUUAAAGUGUUCGAUAAUGGAAUGAAAUUCUUUUUGUCAUUUCAUGUAUUUUCUAAGAAAAGCCAAAUUAAAAUAUUUACAUGUUCUUUUGUGCUUACUUGCUCUUUUCUGUACAAUAACAAAGAACCCAAACAGUAAGUUUGAUAGUAAGUUCAAAAUAAAUCCAGAAAAUAAGAAGCAUCUCAA
This is a messenger RNA of Crotalus tigris (Tiger rattlesnake), 1900 nucleotides long. It is a transcript of the gene ALG6, whose product is annotated as ALG6 alpha-1,3-glucosyltransferase. Bases 119 to 1642 code for a protein of 507 amino acids. Gene Ontology annotation, biological process: protein N-linked glycosylation. Gene Ontology annotation, molecular function: dolichyl pyrophosphate Man9GlcNAc2 alpha-1,3-glucosyltransferase activity. Gene Ontology annotation, cellular component: endoplasmic reticulum membrane. The record is from RefSeq and is a predicted model, not a curated record. NCBI's taxonomy places the organism in Eukaryota, Metazoa, Chordata, Lepidosauria, Squamata, Viperidae. The transcript has 15 exons.